Molecule: messenger RNA, 930 nt
Organism: Brassica oleracea var. oleracea
Lineage: Eukaryota; Viridiplantae; Streptophyta; Magnoliopsida; Brassicales; Brassicaceae
Exons: 1
Coding region: 19-906 (295 amino acids)
Source: RefSeq, a predicted model, not a curated record
UUGUGGUUGAGUGUGAUUAUGAUGAUAGAGUGGGGCAUUUUCUCUCGGAAUCUCACCACGAAGUCUUUUCUCCCCACGAAGGAAUCCAUUUGCUUUCGUGAUGCUGUAACUGCGAAACGGUUUGAGAGGAUGUGUGUGUAUAAAACCCCUUUUCUAGGGUCUAUUGAUACCACAUUUCCUUUCAAAGCGUUAGCGAAUCUCUUGCUUUACUUUUUGAAAUUUACAAUAUUUCUGAGAGAAAUAUCGGAAGGUUUACGGAGAUCAAUUCAAGACAUCAAUUUAGGGUGUAAUGAUGCCCCUUUUGUGUUACCAAGGGAGGUGGUUCGUCAAGCCGAAGAAGAGAAACGGUUCAUCAUCAUUGGGCGCCCAGUUAUGCCUAGACGCCAGAAUCUCCGCGCAAUUGUUGCAUCUAUGCCUCGAAUCUGGGGUCUGGAGGGUAUUGUUAGGGGUCGAAUCAUCGAAGGACGAAGGUUUCAAUUUGUGUUUCCGUCUGAAGAGGCUUUAGAGACGGUCAUGCGAAGAGGACCAUGGGCAUAUGCUGAACGAAUGCUCGUGUUGCAAAGGUGGACGCCAUUGAUGGAUCUGGAGAUGCUCAACUUCAUUCCGUUUUGGAUUCAAAUCCGAGGCAUUCCUCUUCAGUUCAUGAACCAGGUGAUUGUGCGCAUUGCAAGGGAGAUGGGUCAGUACAUCCAGAUGGAGUACAAUGAAGAACUUGGUGGAAGAUUGGAGUUUGUUCGUGUAAGGCUAAACUGGAAUGUAUCUCAUCCACUGAAGUUUCAGCGAAACUUCCAAUUUACUCCGGGAGUGAACACGCUGCUCAAAUUACAAUACGAGCGGCUUCGUGGUUUUUGUGAAGCUUGUGGAAUGAUCACUCAUGACACUGGAGCUUGUGUCAUUAACAAUUGAGGACCUGAACCAGACGACUGUAAU